AUGGGGAAGGUCACAACUUCUGCAACCCAGCCUGUUUCUCAAGAAGCUUCCAAUUAUGAUGAGGUUUUUAUGCAGCAGAGCUUGCUCUUCGAUGAUAGUCUGAAGGAUUUGAAGAAUCUGAGAGCACAAUUGUAUUCAGCAGCUGAAUAUUUUGAACUCUCGUACACCAACGAUGACCAAAAACAAAUAGUGGUAGAAACAUUGAAGGAUUAUGCUAUCAAAGCUCUUGUAAAUACAGUGGACCAUUUAGGGUCUGUGACCUACAAAGUAAAUGAUCUGUUGGAUGAAAAGGUCGUUGAAGUUUCUGUAGCAGAGCUAAGAGUAUCUUGCAUUGAACAGAGAAUAAAGACGUGCCAAGAUUAUAUGGAUCAUGAGGGGCGUACCCAACAGUCACUGGUGAUCAGUACUCCAAAAUAUCACAAGCGUUAUAUUCUGCCAGUUGGGGAGACCAUGGAUGGUGCUAACCGCACAAAGUCAAAAUAUGAGGGUUACAACCUAGAUGACGAAGAUGAUUGGCCUCAGUUUAGGAAUGCUGUUCGAGCUACAAUUAGAGAAACACCACCAUCUACAGCUAGAAGAGGGCGUUCCCCGUCACCUUCUUUACAACCUCAGAGAUCCGGAGCUUUUUCAUUCACUUCUUCUUCAAACAUGCCUAAAAAAGAUUUAGAGAGGCGAUCGGUUUCACCGUACCGAUUCCCCCUUCUCCGCACUGGAUCUCGGUCAAGUCGGCCUACUACACCCAAGAUAAGUAGACCAACCACUCCAAAUCCAAGCAGACCCACCACACCAAAUCCUUCAAAUGCAAGACAAAGGUACCCUUCAGAACCACGCAAAUCAUCUUCAAUGCGAUUAUAUGCUGAAAAAGACCCUGGCAAAGAUGUAGAGCAGUACCCCAGUAAGAGUAAACGUCUCCUGAAGGCCUUGCUAAGCAGGCGCAAGUCUAAGAAGGAUGACAUGCUAUAUACAUACUUGGACGAGUACUGA
Molecule: messenger RNA, 984 nt
Organism: Sphenostylis stenocarpa
Lineage: Eukaryota; Viridiplantae; Streptophyta; Magnoliopsida; Fabales; Fabaceae
Source: the annotation of a GenBank genome assembly